Molecule: messenger RNA, 5874 nt
Organism: Esox lucius (northern pike)
Lineage: Eukaryota; Metazoa; Chordata; Actinopteri; Esociformes; Esocidae
Exons: 4
Coding region: 54-4838 (1594 amino acids)
Biological process (GO): tRNA aminoacylation for protein translation
Molecular function (GO): hydrolase activity; acyltransferase activity; ATP binding
Source: RefSeq, a predicted model, not a curated record
AACCUGGAGACCCAAGAGGACAUUGCAUUUUUGCACUUUCACAAGAGGACAGGAUGGCACUUCUUGAUUACCCCAUUCCAAAGCUGGAUGUCACCCUCAAAGAGGCAGGCCGUGUUCUCCAGCUUACCCUGAGCCCAGAGCUCUACCUGAAAUACAAAGAUGACCUCAGUCAACAGAACGAGGUCCUGCUGGAGGCCCAAAAGCAAUUUGUGGCUUCAGCCUCUGGGCGGGAGAACUGGGUGACAGAGCAGUUCAAGAGCCGGCUCCUCUCGUGUGCCGACCCCUUGCCCACCUCGACGGCCGUGCCCGCUGUCCUGCCGCCCUCCAGAGCCAAGAAGGACUGCACCCAGCUGGAGAGGGCCGCAGCUCUGCUCUGGGCUGUGGCCAAGAUGUACAGCGAGCCUUCUCUGGUAGAGGGCGAGGGACCCACUGAGCGCACCCAGCAGUCAGAGGUGUUUGCUGCCAGCCGCAUUCCUGGGAAGACCCAAGAUGAGAUUAAGGUAUACCCAGACAGCCUCCAUGCCAUUGCCAUCUGUGCUGGAGGGGCAUUUCGAGUCAACAUACUACAGCGAUCCAGCCCAGGGGCGCUCACAUCACCCGUGCCGUUCCCUGAAAUCUACAGCCAAGUGGCUAGCGUGAUGAGCCAGCCCAGAGCUGCCCUGAACCACGAUCCCUCCACCGUCUAUGGCCUCUCUGCCCUGCAGCGGCAGGCUUGGAGCGCCGUGAGGGAGGAGAUUCUGCAGGCAGGUGGGGAAGCGGCCGCAUCACUUGGUGUGAUGGAGAGUGCAGUGGUUACUCUCUCCCUGGAAGACAGCCACCCACCAGAAGACCUCGCAGAAACCCUCAACGCUGUCAGACUGGGAGGAGGCGAAAGGCCCAGCCUGAGAUACUAUGACAAGGUUGUGAACCUGGUUGUAUUCAAGGACGGCACAGCAGGGAUGGUGUUCGAGCACAGUGCAGUGGAUGGAAUGGUGGCUGGAUUAGUGGCUGAAACUGUGUGGCAUCUCUCCGAGUCGCUCACAGCAGAACUAGUCCAGGCCAACUCAGGAAACAAUGGGUCAGCCUACAUUAAAAAGGCUGAUUCCUUCUCCCCAAGCCCCCUAGCAUUCCGACUGCAGGGGAUAACUAGACCAGACCCGCCGAUAUCCUCCCCUGAAGCAACACAUCCUAUAAUCACAUUUGACGUUCCCUCUUACCCAGAUGUCUUUGCUACCCUCCGGGGUCUGAGGAGCCUGUAUGAUGCCUGGAUCAACUUCUCCUUGCAGCUCUCCCUCAGGCAGAUAUUCGGGGAAUCUGCCAACGGCUACAUCAUUGUUACCCCAACCCACAUGCGCCAUUACAAGCAUGGCCGCUGCGAUCCGACUUACUCCCUCACCACUCAAUCCUGCCAGCUCAUCGGUGCAUUGGAAUCCUGUGUCGGACUAGACAACAACUCGAUAUACACAGGCAAACUCCUCCGUCUGUUCGAUGUGGCUUUCCUGGAGCACAAGGGCCUGAUCAAAGCCACAAAGAGUGGCCAUGGUGUGGGCCCUCACUUGGGGGCACUACGCGGAUUACUGUCUCCAGACAGUCCCCUGAAGUCAUUCCUGGAGCCCUUUGGAUGCCCUUCCAUUUACCUUACUGGCAAGGAUAUGAUGGAGGGAGUAGAGCUAGCAGUGGGGAAUGUGUAUGCUAAAGACCAACUGGCUGUGACCUACCUGGGGAGGAGAGACCGUGUCCGUAUGGUGCUCAACGGGAAAGGCAGCUUUGCUGCAGUGUUGGAGAAGCUUCGAGAAAAGCUCAAAGUAAAUCUCAAGCUGGUGAUGCUUCUUGCUGUUAGAUAUGCAAUUGCCAGACAAAUGGGAGCCCUAGAGGUACUGCUCCAAGAAGGACAAGGAGAAAGAAUAAAUGGAUCCACCCGAGAACAAAUUCACAGAAACAUUAAUCCGCCAGGCCAAAAACAAGACAAGACGACAUCCAGUGCAACUCUCCCCUCUGACUCUGCCUCCAACAUGGGUCAGGACUUCACUCUGGUAAUCCACGGAGGAGCUGGAGAGGAGAUGAUGCUAAAUACAAAGGUGGUUGGUGUUAUUGAAUUUGCUCUCCAGACAGCCCUGAUCCUUGGAGCACAAGUCCUACAAGAUGGAGGCAGUAGUCUAGAUGCAGUUCAACGGAGUGUGCAAGCUCUCGAGGACUGCUUUCUAUUCAAUGCCGGAAAGGGAUCAGUUUUCAACAAAGAUGGGAGAAAUGAGAUGGAGGCAACUAUAGUUGAUGGAAAUGGGAUAUACUCCGGAUCUGUGGCUUGUGUCCAGAGUGUAAAAAACCCAGUGAAAGCAGCCAGACAGGUCAUGGAGAAGAGUGCACAUGUACUUUUGGUAGGGGAAGGAGCAGAAGAGUUCUUGCAAGGCUUAGAAGGGAGUGAGAAGCCAAUGAGGCCUGAGUACUUCCAAACUGAUAUCCGCCGCAGAGAGCUUUUGGCAGAACUAAGCUCUGGCCGGGCCUCUAAGGCAAAACAUCCACAGACAGUGGGAGCUGUUGCUUUGGAUCGAUGGCGCAGGUUAGCAGCUGCAACAUCCACAGGUGGAUUAGUGGGCAAAUGGAAGGGGCGAGUUGGGGACACAGCGGUAGUAGGUGCAGGUGUAUUUGCUGAUGACAAGCUUGCGGUCACCUGCUCUGGUGAUGGAGAUGUAUUUCUAAGGUACACAGUGGCACAAAAAGUAGCCAGUCUCUACCACCACAAAGGCUACAGCCUUAGGGCAGCAUGUCGAGAAGUAAUGUCCGAUAACUUGAAGGGCAGCUGUGCUGGAAUAAUUGCUGUAGACCAUAAAGGUGAUGCUGUGGUUGAAACCAACGCCGGGGUUAUGUUUGUAGCAUCCAUGGUUGGCGGCAUUGCACGUGUCGAAGUCCUGAGACCCAUGCAGAGUUACUCCAACGUGAUCUGGGAGACUGACGAACUCGUUGCUCACCUUCAUUCCCACCCCUGGACACCAGGGGCCACCAUCCUUACCCGAAAGACCCUGAGUGGGCCGAGCAGCAUCUUUCAGCUGCCAGUGCCAGACUUUGUAGCGAUGUUGCAAGCAGCGCGAGAUGUCGCAAACCUGCUAUGCGAACGACUGGCUGUGCAGCGUUGCGCCCUCAUAUUUAACCCACACCCUGAGCAGCCGGCCCAUUUACGAGUGCUGCCACUUCAUGGCCUGGAACCUAACUGGUGCCCCCACCAGGCUGGAGAGGAGGACUUUCAACCUUAUGACACAGGUUACUGCAGCUCAAAGAAUGGUCCACGCUGGGAAGAUGCGGACCUGGACCAUGUUCAAGCCAAGAUUCGGGCCAGGCUGCCAACAUCCAAUGCACCUUCCUGCAAUGAAUUUUUAGGUGACCCCGCCCACAACAGCCUGUUCUGUCGCAUCAUACGUGGGGAGGAGCAACACUGGAGAGUGUGGGAGGACAGUGAGCAUGUGGCUUUCCUCACUCCGUACCCCAAUACACCUGGAUUCACUGUUCUAGUGCCACGCAAACCACUGCACAGCAAUAUUUUCCAAAUGGAGGACACUGAUUACACAUCCCUGAUCCUGGCCACUCUUAAAGUAGCUCGACUUCUGGAGGAAGGAAUGCAUGCUCGAGGCGUCACACUCAUCUUUGAGGGCUUUGAGGUUGAUUAUGCACAUGUGAAACUGAUCCCUUUAGUUCCUCCACGAGGUGAUAAGCCUGCCGAUGUGCUCCCGGAGUACUUUGAAAGCUACCCUGGGUAUGUCUCAUCAGCCAACGGUCCUCCUGCCAGUCCUGAAUCCCUGAAGGAGAUCCACACCAAAAUUACAUUCUGCAAGGCCCCACGGUCCUGGGAGGACCCAGAGAGCCACUCCAUGGCUGCCAUCAAGAGCCAGUGGUACCGUAACCUCUUCCAAAUUCAGAAUACCCUCUUCCAUAGCACAGUGGAAUACUUCCACAACACCUGCCAGUAUGCAUACGCUCUGACCCCUCUCACCACUGACACCAUCUCCUCUCCGAUGGGUCUGGGUUCCGACUCUGAGCCCAUCUCGGUCAACAUGCUGGGGCAGGAUGUGUACUUGGCUGACUCCAUGCAAUUUGUGCUGGAGUAUUUUUUGCGAUUCCAAGAAAACCUCCCGGGGACGUACUAUGUGUCGCCAAGUUUUCGGGGAGAAGACCCGGACGCAACACACCUUAACCAGUUCUACCACGUUGAGUGCGAGCUUCUGGGGGACAUGGAUAAUGCCAUGCGCAUAGCUGAAGGAUAUGUGGCUCAUCUCACCGAAGCGAUGCUGAAGAAACACUCCAAUAUUAUCCUCAACACAGCUGGGACCCUUUCACAUGUACAGAACCUAUUGAAAAUGUUGAAUGGAGGAGCUCGUCUGCCAAGAGUCACUCUGGACCAGGCCAUACCCAUGAUGCCCUCGCCAGACUGCCUGGAGUGGGUGAAGGAUGGCCAGCCCCAAUUUGGCAGGAAGCUAACACGCAAAGGAGAACGGGUGUUGAUUGAGAAGCACGGAGGCGCUGUUUGGCUGACAGAGAUGGACCACCUGGGAGUGCCUUUCUACCAAGCAUAUGUGGAGGGCUCGGGCACACGCAAGGCAAAAGCUUCAGACCUCCUCCUGGGACUCGGGGAGACUCUGGGUCUUGGGGAGCGUCACUCCAGCCCAGAGGGGGUGCAGAAGGCCCUCAUGCAUCACGCUGUGCCAGAGGAGUCCUACAGGUGGUACGUCAACAUGCGCCAGGCCAUCCCUCUACUCACUAGCGGGUGGGGCAUGGGUACAGAGCGCUACUUGUGUUGGCUGCUGCAACACAACGAUGUCCGAGACAUACAUAUUAUACCCCGUAUGAAGGCCAAGAAAUACCUGCCUUGAAAUUAGUGACCCAAUAAUUCACCCCGAAAAUGAAUUCAGACGUUCCCUUGCUUCUUCGUUAAAUUUCCUGAGGGCUGCAUAGGCAGCGAGGCAUCAUUCACCGUGAAAUUCUGAAAGCAGAACAUAUAUUAAUGUAGAGAAAGUGAUGGGCUGUGAUGAGUUGCAGUGAGGAGAGGGCAGUGGUCGAAACGGUGCAUGUUGUGUUGAGAUGAGGGAGGGGGUAAAAAUGUUGCAUAUUUUCUAUUCAUUAAAACUGUAAUCAGGAAGAACUGUCUGUACAACCUAGUAUGUAAAGCAUAUUUUCACCAAACUAGGGUUUGGUUAUAUCAUGUGAGCUUGCCAGAUUUGAAAAUGGGUUUGCAUGACUCGGGAGAAAAGAUACUUGGUUAUUAGAACCACAGUUACCUGAGUUACCAGAGUGACCUAAGGUCAAGUAUCAUGUGUCAUCUGAUCAUCUUCCUUGAUGUUUUUCCACAUUUUCUGCUUUCUAAUGCUUUUCAAACCAUUUACAAAGUACUCCAAAUCAGCCUUUAAAUGUUUUGACAUUGCUCCAUUUAAAAAGGUAAAUAGUGGUUGUUGAUUGGAUCACUAUUUUAAUAUGGUGGGUUUGCAAUAGAUAUAGAACUUAUAUCAAAAUUGGGUUAACUCCUGCUGAUAACCUCUUGUCCUGAUGACCAUUCUUUAUUGAUACAACAUAUUUGAUUGAUUAGAUUUGAUCUAAAUACACAUAACUCACAUAAUAAUCUUUCACAUUUCACACAGUAAUUACUGUUCAUUGGCAUCUCAACUGUUUGAACAAGUAAGAGGAAAUAUUUGGUAACAUAACACAUGAUUUACCACUGGAAUCAAAUAUGUCCUAUAUUAAAAUAUUAAUUUGGAUGGAUUAAAUAUGAUUGUAAGCACACCAUAACUUUUUUACAAAGGUACAUUUUCUAAUAUGAUUAUAUUAUCAAUAGGUGAGUAAUUGCUUUUGUUUUAUAUGUCAAAUGUUUUAAGUUUCCUCCUACCAAGGCAUAAAUAAAAGUCUGUCCUCAGA